This is a messenger RNA of Parnassius mnemosyne (clouded apollo), 861 nucleotides long. The record is from the annotation of a GenBank genome assembly. NCBI's taxonomy places the organism in Eukaryota, Metazoa, Arthropoda, Insecta, Lepidoptera, Papilionidae.
AUGGGGUCCAAAAUCGAAUACGUUGAUUCGUCGCACCUAUACGCUACAAACUACGUUCGUAAUUCGAAAGCCAUAGGUGUGCUUUGGGCUAUUUUCACAAUUUGCUAUGCCAUUAUAAGCGUUGUGGCCUUCGUGACGCCAGAGUGGAUUGGUGAUUUGGAGACUGAAUAUCCAAGAAAGUUUGGCUUAUGGCAAAUAUGCAGAGCAGACGAAUCAGUGGAAGAUUGUAAAGGAAAACUAGAUGACUUUUUCUCAAUUAACGGCUUUGUAUUCCGGAUUGCGACAGUGUUAGUGGGUUCAGCUGUCGCUUUAGCGCUGUUUACAAUAUGCGCGAUGCUGUUGUUCUUCUUUUGCCAAUCUACAACGGUGUUUCACAUCUGUGGAUGGCUGCAGCUGUUAUCAGCUUUGUGCAUGGUGGCGGGCGCGGCGGUGUACCCCGCCGGAUGGAACGAGCUCGCGGUGCAGGAGACCUGCGGCCCCACUGCUGACCAGUACAACAUAGGGCGGUGUCACGUUCGGUGGGCAUAUCUGCUGGCGGUGAUCGGGUGCCUGGACGGCAUCGUGCUGGCCGUUCUCGCGUUCAUCCUGGCGACGCGACACGUUAAGCUGCAGCCGGAUACUGCGUACCCACCACCUUCUUUAUACAAAGGCGAGGUGAACAACGCGUACGUGACGGACGGGCAGUCGGUGGCGGGGUCGCGCAAGUCGCUGGCGCUGCAGCCCGUGCUGCUCGUGCGGCCGCCGCCCGACCUCGACGCCUACUCGCACUACUCGCACCCCUCGCACCACUCGCACCACUCCGCCAGGACCCCGCGACCCAAGCAUGGCCUCUACGCCAAUGCCAUGCACAACUAUCAUUAG